AUGAUUCUUCUUCAACAUCAAACCUCAUCGACAUCGAGAUUUGGAAUGCCUUCGGAAGAGGAGUUGGAGGCAGCUCACAAAAAAGCUUUGAAAAGCUUAGAGGGCGAAAAACGGUCUGCAAUUAAAAAAGCAAAAGGAACAAAGGGCAAGAAAGCGAAGCAAGCGAUUGCAGCUGUUGAAGAAGAAUAUGCAUCGCGUCUCAGGGAUAUGCAACAAGAGCAUGAACAGAAAUUGAAAUCAUUAGGGGCAUUGAUCGAAUCGCCUCCAAACCAGAAGAAGGAAGGUGUCGUUGCUUCGGAACUUGACGAUACCACUAAGGAGCUAUCAGAAAAGGAGAAGAAGCAGCUCAAGGCUCGCAAGAAAAAAGAAAGGCAGAAAGAGCGGGAAAUCGAGCGCCAAGCAGCUCUGGAUAGCGAAAUCGCUAAUGCUGGCCCUAGCUUGCGCGAUGUUGAGCUUGAACAGAUAGAGAUCACUCUCACGCCACUUGAUUUGUGCAUGAAGGAAGUGGAAGCCGAUGGGCACUGCUUGUAUCGAGCAAUUGGCGCUCAGAUGGGAACAGACUAUCAAGAAAUCCGUGGGAUUUGCGCCGACGCCCUGAGAGAUAAUGAACCUGAGUUUUCUCCAUUUUGUGAGCUAACCGAUGCAGUAUCUUCAUUCGAUUCGUAUGUAAGCCAAGUACGAAAUAGCGCAGAAUGGGGUGGACAUCUUGAACUUAGAGCUUUAUCUCUGGCGCUAGAACGACCUAUUCAUGUGUUCUCUGUACAAUCUGGAACGAAACCACUCGAAAUUGACGGUGGGAGCGGGAAGGGCAAAGAACCUCUACUACUGUCCUACCAUUUGCACUAUUACGCUCUUGAGAGAAGAUUGCUAUGGUUUCACUGCUUUAGAUAUAAUAAUAUAUUUCUAAUUCAACCCACUGUCAUAACGCUCCUUCUAUCCAAACCAUCCAUUCCGUCGGGCGAGAAGAUGCCAUGUUCUCGACCUCAGACUAAAACUUUUGAGGUGGAAGCUUUUCUUUGCGUUCUUGCGUCUCAUUGA
Messenger RNA from Cylindrotheca closterium, 1038 nucleotides. The record is from the annotation of a GenBank genome assembly. NCBI's taxonomy places the organism in Eukaryota, Bacillariophyta, Bacillariophyceae, Bacillariales, Bacillariaceae.